AUGCCCGAACUCGUCAUCCCAGGAAUGGGCCAUCCUUCCCACGACCGCCAUCGCUGGCAGAAUGUUUUCCGCGAGGUUGGCGGCAAGCUAUACUGCAUUCCCCCCAAAUUCGCGGACCUCACUGACGCCGACCGCCGGCUUCUGACUGGCGACGAGAUCGCCGAGAUGAGGGCUCUGGCCCGCGAAUUCGUCCCUCGAGACCUCCCGGCUCAGGACAGGGACUUGAUCACGAAAUGGAUCGAGGAGCACACCUUUAAGCCCGAGGGGGGCAAGACUUGGUGGGCCUACGACAAUGCUCUCCAGGCCAUCACAGCGGACCGCGACCUUGAGGAACUGGAAGCACUUCUCCUGCAGUGCUGUCUCUUUGGCAGGAUCCCGAACAACGUUCUCGCGCACGCUCUGAAGAGAGAUCAGCUCUUCUUGUUCGAGCGCAACUACACGGUCACCAACAGGUUGGUCAACGCUCGACGCCCUUCGAGGAUCCGCAAGAUCCUGGCGCCGGCUCGCGCUGUUAUCCGCCGCCAUGGGAGCUAG
Molecule: messenger RNA, 534 nt
Organism: Thyridium curvatum
Lineage: Eukaryota; Fungi; Ascomycota; Sordariomycetes; Thyridiales; Thyridiaceae
Exons: 1
Coding region: 1-534 (177 amino acids)
Source: RefSeq, a predicted model, not a curated record